UUUGCUUUCAGGUUGCCGUGGUUGCGACUGCGCAUGUAUGUUGGCAACUGUCGCGAGUCUAGACGCUCCGAUGUGGAAUAACAUGAUGUGUGACGUCAUGCCCACCAUAUCAGAAGACAGCCUGUCGCAGCGCUCGUCUCAGUAUGGUGGGAGUAGUGACGAGAAUUUUGAGCAGCUGAUGAUCAACAUGCUGGACGAGCGAGACAAGCUGACCGAGACACUUCGCGCAGACGCAGGAGCAGGCUGCAGAGGUGCAGCAGAAAGCUAGCCGAGACGGCAGCGCGGAGCGAGAACAAGCCUCAUGAGAAGCUGCAGUCCCAAUACUACGG
Messenger RNA from Priapulus caudatus, 329 nucleotides. RefSeq names its product liprin-alpha-2-like. The coding region runs from base 38 to 268 and encodes 76 amino acids. The record is from RefSeq and is a predicted model, not a curated record. The transcript has 2 exons. NCBI's taxonomy places the organism in Eukaryota, Metazoa, Priapulida, Priapulimorpha, Priapulimorphida, Priapulidae.